AUGCGCCUGGGCCCCCGCGAGCGAGACCCCUUUCAGGGCAAGCCGGAGGAGGAGAAGGCGGCGAAAGAAGAGCUGUUUGAGACAGUGCUGGCGGUGGUGAGGUUGCUGCCGGCGUUUCCUACAGAGUGCCAGGGGAGCCUGGGGAAGAUGUGUGAUGUCGGGGGGGAGGUGUGUGAGAGGACGGACGUGGAGUUGUACUGGGUGGAGCGGGUGGUGGCGUAUAACCCUCCCGAGGUGCUCAAGAUGAUGCGCUCAGAGAAGGGCAUUAAACAGCUGGAGGUGACGAUGCAGGAGAGGAAGGUGCGUGCGAGCGAAGAGGUGGUGGCACAGAUGAUCAGCAACUCAGCAGCUCAGUUGAGGGAGGGUGGGGUGGAGACCGAAGCGUUUGUGCUCAGCCUCAAGUGCCCUCUCUCCCUAGCUCGUAUCAAGGUGCCGGUGAGAGGCAAGAAGUGCUCCCAUGAAAGUACGUUCGACCUGGCUUCCUACCUGCGCAUGAACCAAGGCCUGGCUAAGAACGUCAAGCGGGCAUGGCGCUGCCCCAUCUGCUACCAACAGCUGCUGUGGUCGGAGCUCUUUUUGGAUGGAUUCAGUGAUUUCCUUUUUUUCCUCCCUCCCUCUCCUCUGUCUCUAACCCCCCUCUCCCUCCCCUUUCCCACCUCUUUCUCCCCUUUCCCACCUCUCCCUCCCACCUCACCCUCCUCACUGCACCCCUCUGCUCUCCCAACAGUGCAAAAGAUUCUUGACGAGACGAGUGAGGGGGACGAGGAGGUGGAGGUGUUUCCAGAUGGCAGGUGGAGAAAGGUGGAGAGCGGUGAUGGGGAGGACGGGAGCUGUUCAGAGUCUGAUGAGGAGGAGAGGAUGAUAAUGAUUGCAUUGAAGAGAAGAGAGGAGGAGAGGAGGAGGAAGGAGGAGGAGGAAAAGAAAAAGAAGGAAGAGGAGGAGAGUGGGGCGCUGGAGAGAGGGACGGAGGGAGAUGGAGUGGGAUUGAGUGCGGUUGGGAGUGGGGAAGGAGAGGGGAGGGGGGAUGAGGAUGAAGACGUGAUAGAGACUGUUGGAGGGGAGAGGAGAGAAGGAAUCAGAGAGGGGGAGUGCAGAGGGGAGGGAUGCGAAGAGGGAAACCAGGUGCAGGAGGAGGAAGCUGUGGAGGCAACUGGUGGUAACCACCGGUUAGAUGGGGUGUCUCGUGAGUCGGCUCAAUCGGCACCUCAAAACCAGGUGGAAGGGGGGGCAGCUGGAGAGAAGCUGAAGGUAACUGGUGGUAACCACCAUGUGGAUGGUGUGUCUCUUGAGUCGACUCAAAAGGCACCUCAGAACCAGGUGGGGGAGGAGGUGGCUGUGGAGGCAACUGGUGGUAACCAGCAUGUGAAUGGGGUUACAGCGAGCCUGCCCUUUGUAACAGGAAGGGAGGCGGAUGCGGUUACAGCAAGAUCAUGUCCAAAGGAUACGGUUACAUGUAGUUCAGUCUCAAGGGAGGCGGUUACUCUGACUUCUCUUCAAAACGGGACGGCAGAUGACUCAGACGCACUUGCACCCAGCCCAGUUUCGAGGGUCACUGCGGCUCUGAGUGAACCUCAAAACGGGUGCGCAAGAGACACCGACACGCUUGCACCCAGUUCAAUUGCGAGGGUCACAGAUACCCUUAGCUGUAUAGAAGUGGGGACAGCAAGGGGCAGAGAUAAACUUGCACCCAGUUUAGUUUCAAAGGACGCAGUUACUCCUAGCGCUCCUCAAAGCGGGGCCACGAGGGACAGGGAACUGGCAUUAACAGCGAGUUCGCUUCCUGUGAAUGGGCUUACAGCGGGUGAGGCGCCUCAAGAGUUGACUCGCAUGGAUGGACGAGAGGAGGUUGAGAGAGGCGCAGAGGCAGGGAGGAUUGGAGCAGCAGCAGCUGUGGGGGUUGGUGGGGAAGCAGCGGUGGUGGUGGUUGAGACUUCAAGUGCAGUUGUUCUUGAGGCGCCUCAAGCAUUGGAUCACGUGGAUAGAGCAGAUGCGGUUGGCAAUGGUUCAGAGGUGGUCGGCAAUGGUGCUGAGGUGGUUGGCAAUGGUGCAGAGGCGGAGCGGGAAGCGGCAGCUGUGGUGGUGCGUGGGGCGUUGAGUGGUGUGGCUGAACCAGCACGCAAUGCAGCAGGGGUGGCAUGUGGGGUGCAUGGGCGUGCAGAUGGGUUGACAGGGAUGGCAUGUGGUGCGCAUGAGCCAGCAAAAGGGAUGGAUGGGAUGAUUAAAGAGAAACCGGUUGCUGCUGAUUUCAAUGGGCGUGGGCGUGCAGAUGGGUUGACAGGGAUGGGAUGUGAUGCGCAUGAGCCUGCAGGGAUGGAUUGGGGGGUUGAAGAGAAACCGGCUGCUGCUGAUUUCAGUGGGCGUGGGCUUGAGGAGAAGAGGUCUGGGAGAGAGAAGGAGCAAAGGAGGGAGGGGCGAGACCUGGUGCUUGGAAGUGUGGUGGGAGGAGGGGAGGUGAAAAAGGAGGAUCAAGUAGGGGAGGGUUGUGAUCUGCUGGUGGGGAGUGUAGUGCGAGGAGGGGGAGUGGACGAGAAGGGUUGUGCUAGGGGAAGGGGCACGAGCGUGGUUUUAGUUAAGAGGAAGAGAGAUGGAGAUACGGGAGGAGAAGGAUGGGAAGUUGGAGGAAAGGGAGAGGAGGGAGUGGAAGGAAGUAAGGAACAGGUUGAAAGGGUUUCAGAUUUGGGGAAGGAGAGGAGGAUUGGGAAGGAUGAGAAGGAUGAGAAGGUUGGGAUGGGAGGGAGGGAGGAAAAGGACGGGAAGGAGAGGAAGGAUGGUAUAGGCAUCGACGGUUGUGCUGGCAGUGGUGAUUCGGGGAGUGGGGGAGCAGAAGGAGUAGAGGGGGGAGGACGGCAGAGGCUGGCUGAAGGGGCUUCAGUUGAAGGGAAGUAUGGGAAGGAAGGGAAGGAGAGCAAGCGAGGGAAGGAUGGUGUGAGCACGGGCGGUUCUGUGGGCAGUGGUGGUUCGGGGAGCGGCUCAGGGCAACGGAAGGGAAAGAAGACUGUGAAAGUACUCUGCGAUGUGAAUUUUAUUUGCACAAAGGAAGAGGCCGCUCAGAUUCGGCUGCAGCUGGAACAGGAGAGGCAGCAGCAGCAGGGGCAGCAGCAGCAGGGGCAGCAGCAGCAGCAGGGGCAGCAGGGGCAGCAGGGGCAGGGGCAGGGGCAGGGGCAGGGGCAGAUGGAGCAGGGGCAGGGGCAGGGACAGGGGCAGAAAAAAGUGAUUAAUGGUGUGGAGGAGGGAGGUAAAGGAGGAGCACCAGCUCCUAGGGGGGUUGUGGUUGCUCUAAGAGCAAGAGGUAGUGGUUCGAAUGAUUCCGCAGCAGCAUUAGGGAGAGGUGGUGCAGUGGGGGAGGGAGGUAGAGGAGAAGCAUCAGCUUCUGGCGGGGUAGGUGUUGCCACAAGAGCACGAGCAAAGGGUUCGAGCGAUUCAGCAGCAGCAUCCUCUGGGAGGGGUGGUGUGGUGGAGAGUAGGAGGGCCACACGUGGGACUAUAGAGAGGGAGAAGAGGGGUAGUGUGAGUAGUAGCAGUGUGACAGUAAAGGGUGCUGGUGUGAGUACGAGGGGUGGUGCUACUACUGGGGGGGGGAAGAAUGCUGCUGGGAAGAGUGGUGCUGGUGCCAAGGGUGCUGGUGCUAAGGGUGCUGGUGCUGCUAAAGCUGUGGAAGCAGAGGUGAUUGAACUGCUCUCGGAUUCAGAUGAAGAGGAGGUGGAGGAGAAGGGUGGUGGUGCUGCUGGUGGUGCUGCUAAUGGUGGUGGUAGUGGUGAUGCUGGUGGUGCUGGUAAUGGUGGUGGUGGUGGUGGUGGUGGUGGUGCUGCUGCUGCUGCUGCUGCUGCUGCUGCUGCUGCUGCUGCUGCUGCUGGUGUUGCUGCUGGUGGAGCUUCAGGUGCUUCUGCUGGUGGAGCUUCAGGUGCUUCUGCUGGUGGAGCUUCAGGUGCUUCUGCUGGUGGAGCUUCAGGUGCUUCUGCUGGUGGAGCUUCAGGUGCUUCUGCUGGUGGAGCUUCAGGUGCUUCUGCUGGUGGAGCUUCAGGUGCUUCUGCUGGUGGAGCUCUCAGUGUGCCCAUUGCACCUGAGCUGCCGUCAUCGAGUGUUACAAGAGGGAACGCAGCGGGCAGUGCAAGAGGGCAUGUGCCAUCUUCUCUCCCAUAG
Closterium sp. Yama58-4 is the source of this 4140-nucleotide messenger RNA. The record is from the annotation of a GenBank genome assembly. NCBI's taxonomy places the organism in Eukaryota, Viridiplantae, Streptophyta, Zygnematophyceae, Desmidiales, Closteriaceae.